Sciurus carolinensis (gray squirrel) is the source of this 1095-nucleotide messenger RNA. RefSeq names its product low density lipoprotein receptor class A domain containing 2 (gene Ldlrad2). NCBI's taxonomy places the organism in Eukaryota, Metazoa, Chordata, Mammalia, Rodentia, Sciuridae. The coding region runs from base 1 to 1095 and encodes 364 amino acids. Gene Ontology annotation, molecular function: protein binding. The transcript is spliced from 5 exons. The record is from RefSeq and is a predicted model, not a curated record.
AUGGGGCCUUGUCGGCUGCAGCUGCCCCUAAGGCUGCUCCUGCUGGGGGCGGCCGCCCUGGCUGCGUCUGCUCUGGAGACAGCGGACCUGGUAGAGCUGUGCGGGCGGACCUGGCAGGGGGCCGCGCUGCGCCUGCGCUCCCACCCCGCCUCGCGCAGGGUCUACUUCGUGGCUCCCGACACCGACUGCGGGCUCUGGCUGCAGGCAGCAGCCCCGGGCGACAGGAUCCGCUUCCAGUUCCACUUCUUCCUGGUCUACAGCCUGACCUCGGGGCGCCCGGGGCCCAGCGCCUCCGCCCCCACGCCCGCAGACCCCUGCACGCCCGGCUCCUACCUGCAGUUCUACGAGGGCCCACCGGAGGCGCCCCGGCCCCUGGGAGCCCCUCUCUGCGGCCUGAUCAUCCCCGCCCCGGUGGCAUCCUCAGGACCCUCCCUAGGCCUGCGCCUGGUCACCAGAGGCCGCCAGCCCCGCGUGGACUUCGUGGGCGAAGUCACCUCUUUCCGGCUGGCACCCUGCGGAGACUACUUCCGCUGUCAGAAUGGCAGGUGCGUCCCACCGGGCCUGGUGUGUGACCACUGGGGCAUGGACAACUGUGGCGAUGGCAGUGACCAGGGCUCCUGGCCACCAGCCAACUGCAGAGGUCCCUCUCCGGCACCCAGAUGGACCAGGAACACAAAUGACACCUCCGAGCCCCCGACGCGGUCCCCAGCUCUCAGGUCUGCAGAACCCCUCCCCAUCACAGCCGAGAGGAGCCCCCCAGGAGGCGGGCACCCUGCCCAGCAGGAUGCAGCUUUGGAAGGCCCCUGGUUCCAGGGGAUGGCGCAGGCCUCCACAUUGCUGCUGGCCUCUGCAGGCCUCCUCGUGGGCCUCCUCUGGUGCUGCUGCUCCCUGGGCUGGCUGACCUGGAAACCUGGUACCCACGGCCUCCGCCUGCGGUGCAGUGCACCCUGGAACAUCUGCUACACCUGUCCUGGCCGGGUCGCCCCCGGGGGGCUGCGGCAGAGAGGGCUGGCCUUCCAGGAUCAGGAGGCCAUCCCUAGAGAGGCCGUGGGGAUCCCUGGAGGAGAGUGGGCUCUGGGGUCAGACACACUCUGA